CCUUGUCGCAGAUGAACCGGGACCAGCUUCAGAAGUUUGUACAGUACUUGAUCAGUGCCCACCAUACAGAGGUGCUGCCGACGGCUCAAAGGCUUGCUGAUGAGAUUCUGUUGCUUGGCUCUGAGAUAAACCGAGUACAUGUUGAGCUGCAGAUGGGCAAGAGUGGCUGCUGAAAAAGAAUUCAGAAUUUCUUGGCCGUGAGUAAGGCCAAAAAUCUGCUUCACCAAGGUGCCCCUGACCCUACAGCUGGUGCUGGAAUUGAGGAUGCAAACUGCUGGCACUUGGAUGAGGAGCAGAUCCAAGAGCAAGUGAAGCAGCUUCUCUCAAAUGGAGGUUACUAUGGGGCAAGCAAACAGCUGCAGUCCAUGUUCAAUAAGGUAAAGGCUCCUGCUUGUCUAUAGCUGGGUGGAAGGUGGGACCUCUAGCUUGUGGAAAGAUCUUGUCUUCGCAGGUCCUUCACGCCUUCAUCCUGACCAGUAGAAGAAUUGGUACUGUUUCCAGACACUGAUCAGAGAUGGUGAAAAUUCCUGUUUCAGCUUUCAUUCAGGGCCCUUGGGGAUGUUUCCCCCAUCUAGACAUCCAGUUCAUGCUAAGGCAGAAUUGUGGAAAAAUAUUAGGGUUGCUGGUAACUGGGGAUAUGAGAUGAUGUGUGCAAAAUGAACUGACUGCUUUGAACAGUAGCAUCACUGCCGACUGCACUGGAUGACACCUCAUUGGGGCAGUUGCUCACCAUUCAUCUAAAGAUCCACUUUACACCACCCCCUCCCCCUGGUAGAACACUUCUGCUGUCUGUCCAUUGCAGCCACUAAGGGUGAGGGUAUUAAUGCCACCUAGUAGCCCCUUCCAGGCUGGGCUGGGAAAGGGACGUGGUGGCAGUGAUGGCCACACACUCCUUUCCUUCUGGGGAAGGGGAGAGGAGCAGUGUAUGGCUACCAUUAUUGCCAACACUGCCUACACUUUCCCCAGACAGCAGCUCUGCUAGACCUGGAAGUGACUGCUGGGUGGCAGCAGCACAUCACCCUCACCAGUGACUGCAGCAGACGGAUGGCAAAGGUGCUGGAAGAGAGAGGAAGGUGGCUGGAAGGGAUGCCAGGCAGCUGAGUAGGGUUGGGGAGGGUGGUGUUGUGGACAGGUUGGGAGGGCAGAUGCUACCACGUUUCCUUUCACUGCCCCCUCCCCUACUCUCUCCCCACGGUUGCUUAUCCUGACCAUGGGGGGAGGAAGAAUUCUACCUGGGGUGUGUGUCUGUUUCUGGGUGUCAGUCCAGGUAGAGCUGUUGCAAGGGCAGUAGCAGUGGUGGCAUCCCUCUCCUUUUCCAUGCCCCUCCCUCUUUCCCUUCUUCAGGGCUGGGAGUGUCAGUCCUGUUCCCCUCCUGCCAUAUCUUUGUUCCAUGGGAAGAGGGAGGCAACUAAGACCAGAACCCUUCCUCUGCCAGCAGCUUCCACUCACCGGAGCUGUGGGGUGGCUGCCUGCCUUAAGGGUGACACCAUGAGUUACUGCACUGGGGGGACGUCUACCCUAGUGAUGCCACUGUCCUUCCUCACAGUGAGAACAGGGAAAUGAGCUAUGUGAUUUGGUGGCAAGUAGGAUUUAAGAUCAACAGAGCUUGGAAGAGUUGGAGCUUGAACUGCUGCAUCCUCUGGAGCUUUUCAUUCUCUCUGCCUGGUUGGAGGAAGUUGCUCCAAAUAGUGCUGAGGCAAGCAUGGUGGAGAGGCCCAAGAUGUUCAUUCUUCCUUCAUGGGUAUGCAGUUUUGGCAGACAAGGGGUAUACAUGUUAUGUUGAGAUUCUUGAAUCUUUUGAAUCAUGGUAUCUCCUUCCCCAGGUGCGAGAAAUGCUAAGAAUGCGAGACUCAAAUGGGGCACGAAUGCUCAUCCUGAUGACAGAGCAGUUCCUGCAGGAUCCACGCCUAGCACUUUGGCGGCAGCAAGGAGCUGGCAUGACUGACAAGUGCCGGCAGCUCUGGGAUGAACUAGGAGCACUAUGGGUAUGUGUGGUGCUUAGCCCCCACUGCAAGUUGGAAGAGCGGGCUCUUUGGCUGCAACUUCUCAAGAAGUGGAACAAGCUGGAUGUCUGUCCCUUGGAGGAGGGUAACUACUCCUGCGACAGUGUCGGACCUAACAGCACCUUGCCCUCUAACCCAAACCGCAUCACAGCUGGCAUUCGGCAGACAGUUUUUGGACGUGCCAUCAAGGCUGCAGAGCUUCGCUGGGGUGAUUGUCACCUGCAGAAGAUCCUGAGCAGUGACUGCUAUGGUGUCUCUUUGAAAAGUGGAAGCGACAAGCUGGGCUUUGAUCCCCAGGGCCAUCCACUCUGGCUGGGAGAUGCUUUCCCCAUGGCCUGUGCUCGAGUGGAUGCCUUACGCUCCCAUGGCUACCCUCGUGAGGCCUUGCGCCUGGCAGUGGCUGUUGUCAAUGCCAUGCGUUUGCAGCGACGUCAUCAGCUGGAGAGCUACAAGCAGCAGAAAAAAGAACUCCUGCACAAAGGGACAACUAGCAUUACCAACCUAGAGGGAUGGGUAGGACAUCCUCUGGACCCUAUUGGUUGCCUCUGCCGCACCUUUUUGGAGGCCUGCCGGACAGAUGAUGAAGGACUGGCCCUAUAUCCAGACUCCACAGCAGAGCCUAAGAAGGCCCUCUAUCAGCACAUUCCUGUACCCUCGAGUCCUGGUGAGUCGUACUUCAUGCUGGCCUUAGAGGUGUCACUUCUGGGGCUUGGACAGCAGAGGUCCAUGCCGGAGGGGCUGUAUGCUCAGGAUAAGGUGGUGCGCAGUGAGGAGCAGCUGAUUAGCCUCCUGGAGGAGAUGGAGCUGGACGAGCGACUGGUACCAGUGCUCCGCAAACAAGCAGCUUUGCUCCUGGAUGGAGGUCCCUUCAGCGGAUUUGGGGAGGUUGUGUUCCGUGAGAGUGUUCCCAUGCACACAUUUGCCCGCUACCUCUUCACAGCCAUACUGCCCUAUGAUCCUGAGUUGGCCUACCGCUUGGCACUGAGAGCCAUGAGGCUUCCCGUGUUGGAAACAGUAUUGCCAGCCAGUGACAUCCUGCACCAGAACCCCUUGGACUCUAUGAUGGCCAACCGCUUUCCCCGCUGGUUUAUUCUUGGUCACCUAGAAACUCGGCAGUGCGAGCUGGCAUCGGCCAUGCUCACUGCUGCUAAAGGUGACCCCAAUUGGCUGCGCAUGGUCUUGGGCUCCAUCCAGCAAAACAUUCAUUCUCCAGCAUUGCUGUUCAAGCUGGCUCAAGAUGCCUGCAAGACGGCCACUCCUGCCAACACUCCUCCAGACACUACCUUGUUGAACAUCUCCCUGGAGCUUGGCCUGCAGGUAAUGCGGAUGACACUAAACACCAUGACCUGGCGUCGCAGGGAAAUGGUGCGCUGGCUGGUCAGCUGUGCCACUGAGAUAGGUGUCCAAGCCUUGAUGAACAUCAUGCAGAACUGGUACACACUAUUCACACCCAUCGAGGCAACAACCAUUGUGGCUGUGACAGGCACCACACACGCCACACUGCUGAGGCUGAGCCUGAGCUCAGCACAACGGGACGAGCUGUGUACCUGUGCCCGGACACUGGCACUGCAGUGCGCCAUGAAGGAUCCCCAAAAUUGCGCAUUGCCUGCUCUGACUCUCUGUGAAAAGAACCACGCAGCCUUUGAGGCAGCUUACCAGAUUGUGCUGGAUUCAGCGGCCUCUGCUGGCAUGGGCCACUCUCACCUCUUCACUGUGGCCCGGUACAUGGAGCAUCGUGGGCUGCCUGUGCGUGCCUACAAGCUGGCCACCCUGGCCUUCUCGCACCUCAGCAUUGCCUUCAACCAGGACACCCACCCUGCCCUCAAUGACGUCCUUUGGGCCUGCUCCCUUAGCCAGUCACUGGGGAAGAACGAGCUGGCUGCCAUAGUCCCCCUGGUCAUCAAAAGUGUACAGUGUGCCCCGAUGCUGUCGGACAUCUUGCACCGUUGGAGCCUUCCACCCCCAGCCCUUGCUUCCCUGGGUGGGGGACGCCGGGGGACUAGCAGUGCUGGUGCCGGAGGGAAGCUGUUUGCCAUGGACAAGGCCCCGCUUUGCCAACUCUUGGAAGCAGCCAUGGCAGCCUACAUCAGUACCACCCACUCACGCCUCACCCACAUCAGUCCCCGGCACUAUGGAGAGUUCAUCGAGUUUCUUGGCAAAGCCCGCGAGACUUUCCUCAUGGCUCACGAUGGGCACAGGCGUUUUGGGCAGUUCCUUGACAACCUCAAACAGACCUACAAGGGCAAGAAGAAAUUGAUGUUACUUGUGAGGGAGCGCUUUGGCUAGGGGGCUGUUAGGGGAGGGAAGGCUUUGGCUAAAGGGGGGUGGGCAGUCAGAGGGAUUUUUCUCCUCUCCUCCCUUGGAUCAGAAGCACUUUGGCUUGGAGUGCAGAGCAGAAAGAUCUGUUCCUUGCACUCGUGCUUUGGGUACGUGGCCAGGUGGAAUUUGAAUUUCUGUCUGGAUUCCAAAACCCUUUGUUGGUUGAAGGAAGAGCAGCAAGACCUCUCGCCUCCCGUUGGCAAUGAUGCUCCGGUACUGUAAAACUGAGCAGACAGCUCUGCGCUUCAGCUGGGGUUCAGGAUGGAGCCCUGCAGAAUGGAGGUCCAGGGGUGUGUGGGGGUUCUGCAACACCUGGGCCAGGAACAGACUCCGUUCAAGGUUUGAAGCACCAGCCCUGUUGGUGGGGCAGGAAGGAACUUGGCCUGCGCUUUUGGUUGCAGGAGUUGCCAAUUUCAGUAUUAACUUGCAGGAUGACGAGGAAUUCCCCUUACACCCACACACACUUUGGUUGAAUGCCCCAGGCCUUGGCAGGCUCUUGCAAGUGUUGGGGUAUCCCGUCCUGUGGAAUUUCACAGCUGCUGUCCCAAUUUCAUAUUUCAAGACCAGUGAUGAUGAUGGUGGUGGCGGUGAUGGUUGCGAUUGCUUUGGUCUCAUUUAUGUAAGUUAGGGUGGUUAUGCACCUCCUCCUCCCUACUUAGAGUCCUGUAAGUUGCUUCUGCCCCUCAUCUGCAGUAUCUCCGUAGCCUCAAUGUUCUUUGCAUCUGAAAUACCAAACCUGUGUUGAAGCUUGUAAGUGCAGAAGGGGCAGGGAGAUGAGUUGUCCCUGGAUCCAUCUUUGCACUGACAGCAUUCAAGUACCUGUGCCUUUGUGCUGAAAGCACCUGGUACAGAAGCUCCAUAGUCUGAGGGUUUGCUCUCAUUGGCUGGGCUGCCUCAGCCUGGUUUUCCUUAAACAGAACUGGUGUGUUGGAACCACUUCCUGCUGGAUGAUCCUGCUAAUGUCAGUCUGUUGGUGGCAGAUGGGAUAUUUUAGGGAGUGUAUGGACCAGAGGCACUGAGCCAGAAAUAUAAUGGGACGGUACCUGUGGAAGAGACCAGGAGGGCACUGGGCCCAAUCCUCAGCCUGGUUCCCCCACCACACAAAGGCAUGCAUGUUAACUCCCACAAUGCCAACUACAACCUGUAUUCCAACUGGCUUUUCUGUGCAGUCACCCAUUCUUCUAGCUCUGCUGUGCAGUUGAGGACCAUGCUGUUUUCCUACUUCUUCCAGGCAUAUCUUCCCAUAGCCCCUCCCAAAUCUGUCAGUAUUUCUGCUUUCCUUGGGCUGUGCUCUUGGGUCGCAAACUGUUUACAGACCCUCUUUGCAGUGUGGUUGGGAGCACUGUGUGUGGGGAAGGACCAAGGGCACUUUGAGGGGCCAGCGGCCUUGUCUGUUGUCAUCCCCCUUUCCCUAUUCCCCCCCCCCAUUUAAUGCCCCUCAGACUCCUACAACUGAAGGAUUCCCACUCUCUGCCAGUAUAGAAUUCUGGAGCUGCUGGUGGGUAGACAGCUCUCAUACCUCAAACCUCUUUCCCUCCUUUUUCAGACCAUGACAGGGCUACGAGAUGGCCAGGCCUGCCACCAGAGACAUUUUGCCAUGCGCCAGGUUGCUGACACAUGAGAGCCAAGGAGUGCCACCCCCACCACUACUCUGUGGUGUUUCCUGGGAGGAUCUUGUGCCUUGGGUCUCUUGGGUUAUAGUCCACUUUGUCAGCACUUACAAAAUUUUGCUGCCCAAGGCAGAUUUGGGCCUGCAUAGUUUUCUGUGGAGGAAGCAGGGGAGUUCUAUGUGGCCACUGGCGGGGUGCUGAACAAUAUUUCCAGAAACAUCCCGCUCCAAAUUCCCUUUUUUUUUCUGCUGGAUAAAAUCUACUCAGGAACAAACCACAACAAACUCAUGCUACUAAUUAGAAUAUUGUGAAGACAUGAUAAUGUUUUAAAAAGUUAAUAUAUAUGAAGAGGCAAGGGGUCCAAGCGGGUCUCCCUUUUUGUGCGCAUGGGGCUGUGGGGUGGGUGGGCUACGUCCCGAGCUCAACUCCUCUUGGCCCUUAGUGUUGGUGGAGAUGUUGGUGUGUUGCACAGCUCCACUUUGGAGCCAGCUAGUCAGUUAGUUUUAAAGUUUGGGGUUUUAUUUCUUUGUUUUCUUGUAUUACAAAACAAAAAUCCUGUAAUUUUGUAAUUUUUUUCUAUUUAUUGAAUCAUUUAUUGUAUUAUUUUGUAAAAGGAUUAACAUAAACCUCAACAUUUGGUUUUUUCCCCUUU
Sceloporus undulatus (fence lizard) is the source of this 6584-nucleotide messenger RNA. RefSeq names its product zinc finger SWIM-type containing 4 (gene ZSWIM4). Gene Ontology annotation, molecular function: zinc ion binding. Gene Ontology annotation, cellular component: Cul2-RING ubiquitin ligase complex. The record is from RefSeq and is a predicted model, not a curated record. NCBI's taxonomy places the organism in Eukaryota, Metazoa, Chordata, Lepidosauria, Squamata, Phrynosomatidae. The transcript has 12 exons. Bases 1560 to 4289 code for a protein of 909 amino acids.